Messenger RNA from Prunus armeniaca (apricot), 492 nucleotides. The record is from the annotation of a GenBank genome assembly. Lineage: Eukaryota; Viridiplantae; Streptophyta; Magnoliopsida; Rosales; Rosaceae.
AUGGACACAUCUAAUAAGAGUUUUAUUUGCCAACUUCAGGCAUCUGUUAAUGGGGGAAAAAAACAUUACUUAAUAAGUCGGUGGGCUGGUGCAAUUGCAGAUGGGAUAUGGACAUCCUCCUCAAAAGACCAAUCUUCUACUGCAAAUGGAAGUAAACCACGACCCCCUAUUGCAUCAUGUCCUUUUAUCUUCAAGAGUCAAGAAAGAGCAGAAAAGCGUAAAGAGUUCUUUCAGAGGCUGGAAGAGAAGAAAAAUGCCAAGGAGGCUGAAAAUAAGCAGCUGCAACUGAGAUCCAAAAAAAAGGAAAAAGCUGUAGGGGAUGUUAAUAAACUGCGUCAGUGCACUGGCUUAAAAGCCAAACUAAAUCAAGAUCUGUCUUCAGGAUCACAAUUUCCAAGUAACCACUUGAACAAGAUACCUCUGGCACAGCCUCGGUCACCAAAAACUUGGAAGGCAGUCUACUCUCAGCAAGGCCCUGGACCCAAGCUCUAG